Molecule: messenger RNA, 1330 nt
Organism: Ipomoea triloba (trilobed morning glory)
Lineage: Eukaryota; Viridiplantae; Streptophyta; Magnoliopsida; Solanales; Convolvulaceae
Exons: 8
Coding region: 65-1060 (331 amino acids)
Source: RefSeq, a predicted model, not a curated record
CAUUAUCUCUGGCUCUCUGCACUCUGUUUUGCAUUUGCUCUCAAAACGUUGCUCCCGCGGCAUAAUGACUGCUCUCGCAGUAACAGUCUCUCUGCUGCCUCUACCACGGCGAGGCAGCCACCAAAGCCGCCGUGCCACCUUUGUUUGCGACUUCUCAGUACUCACGACUUCGACUGCGAAACAUAUAGCCCCAAGUAGGACGGCAUUGUCUCCCCAGUUUUAUCUUUCAAGAAGAAAACGUUGGUCUCUAAAUUCAACCGAAGAAGGCAGGGGCGAAGUAGAUUAUGAAGUUCUCACGGCUCUUACAAGCAGGUAUAAUGAUAUAGUUAUCCUGGACACCGCAGAAUCACGGGUGCUGCUCCUCGAUUCCAGUGGUAAUGUACACAGCAUAUUACACAAGUCAAAAAAGUGGACCAAUGCAUAUUGGGAUGAUUUUGCCACUUUUCCGGCUAUUGUUCCGAAAGGUCCCAUUGCAAUCCUAGGCUUGGGUGGUGGAACAGCUGCUCAUUUGAUGCUUGAAUUAUGGCCUUCGGUACAGCUUGAGGGCUGGGAAGUUGAUGACAUUUUGAUAGAAAAAGCAAGAGAAUAUCUUGGUCUAUCUGAUCUGGAGGAGCACAAUGAAGUAGGUGGGGCAUUAAAGGUUCAUAUUGGUGAUGCACUUUCUCCAUCUGUUGCUAUCCCUGGAGGGUAUGCAGGUAUUAUAGUUGAUUUAUUUUCUGAUGCAAAAGUUUUGCCUCAGCUGCAAGAGGUUGCAACUUGGUUAACUCUGAAAGAUAUGCUGAUGCCAAAUGGUCGAAUUAUGGUGAACUGUGGUGCUGCUACCAAUAUAACAAGCCGACCAGAAUUUGCAUCAUUUGGUCCUUGGGAAUUAAAUGAAACUAUCAAGGCAUUAUGCACAGCCUUUCCUGGACAAAUAAAUUGGAAAAAGCUUCCAAGGACAGCAGGGGAAAAUUAUCUUGCACUGACAGGGCCAUUGCCUGAUUUGGCUGUUUGGUCAGCUUGUCUCCCUGAAGAAUUGAGCUCAAUUGUCAAGCAAUGGAAGGCCUGCCAAUUUUCAUGAAUUUGAGGGCAAUGGUUAUACAAUGUGUGACUCUUAGCCCCUAGGGAAAUUGUCAUUUUUUAAAAGGAUCUCCUAAAAUUUGUUUUGAAUUUCUUUUGAUUCUUCAAAUUUUGAAAGUGAAUUUAGUUGCUUUGGUCAAAUGUUUUGAUUAAUUGGAGGCUGAAUAACUUCUGGUUUAGACUUUUAAGUUUGUAAAAGCUUUCACCUCGAGUCGUCAAGAACUUAAGAUUGUAAGGGUAGUAUAAGGUAUAUCUAUAUUAUUUCAUACAA